AUGGCAAGCAGAGCAGGUGGCGAAACCAUAAACGAGCAGGUGGUUGCUAACACUUAUGCGAACAUGCGCAAGGAAAUGAAGCAGCUCUACACCAAGAUCAUGGAGCUGGAGAUGGAAGUCAGCGAGCACUCUCUUGUGGUUGGCGCCAUGGAGCCCCUGGACCCAACAAGGCGUUGCUACAGAAUGAUUGGUGGGGUCUUGGUUGAGAGGACCAUCAAGGAAGUGUUGCCGGCCGUGUACCGGAACAAGGAGGGCCUUGAAGAGGUGGUGGCUCGCAUGAAGGAGGCUCUGGAGACGAAGAAGAAAGAGAUGACCGAGUUUGAGCUCAAGUACAAGAUCAGGAUCCGAAAAGGGGGCGACAACGGUGCCGAGGAAGGCAGCAUGAAUGAAGCCUCUGCUCAGGAUGUUCUUGUUGGCCCUGCUGGCCAGUAGAGCAGAGUGACGGGACAAGGAAGAAGACCUUUGCAUAGUUGUUUAUCAAAGCCGGAUUGCUCUGUACCAGAUGUCAACCUAACUGUUUCCAGUGGACUGCAGUUAGUUUAUCAUGCUACACUUAUACAGUAGUGUCGAAUCCUCAUGUGUAAAACUAGGAGAUUAUGCUAUAU
Molecule: messenger RNA, 605 nt
Organism: Triticum dicoccoides
Lineage: Eukaryota; Viridiplantae; Streptophyta; Magnoliopsida; Poales; Poaceae
Product: probable prefoldin subunit 2
Exons: 1
Coding region: 1-432 (143 amino acids)
Biological process (GO): protein folding
Cellular component (GO): prefoldin complex
Source: RefSeq, a predicted model, not a curated record